Molecule: messenger RNA, 1386 nt
Organism: Chrysochloris asiatica (Cape golden mole)
Lineage: Eukaryota; Metazoa; Chordata; Mammalia; Afrosoricida; Chrysochloridae
Gene: NR1H2
Product: nuclear receptor subfamily 1, group H, member 2
Exons: 9
Coding region: 1-1386 (461 amino acids)
Biological process (GO): negative regulation of transcription by RNA polymerase II; cell differentiation; positive regulation of transcription by RNA polymerase II
Molecular function (GO): nuclear receptor activity; RNA polymerase II cis-regulatory region sequence-specific DNA binding; zinc ion binding
Source: RefSeq, a predicted model, not a curated record
AUGUCCACAUCCACCACCAGUUCCCUGGACAGCCCUCUGCCUGGAAAUGGCCCCCCUCAGGCCAGUGCCCCUGCUUCACCUGCAAUAAAGGAAGAGGGCUCUGAGCCGUGGCCUGGGGGCCUGGACCCUGAUGUCCCAGGCACUGAUGGGGCAGGCUCUGCCUGCAGCGUGGAUUGGUUCACCCCAGACCCAACAGAGGAGCCUGAGCGCAAACGGAAGAAGGGUCCCGCUCCCAAGAUGCUGGGUCACGAGUUGUGCCGAGUAUGUGGGGAUAAAGCCUCCGGCUUCCACUACAAUGUCCUCAGCUGUGAGGGUUGCAAAGGCUUCUUCCGGCGCAGUGUGGUCCGAGGUGGGGCCGGGAGAUACGCUUGCCGUGGCGGCGGGACCUGUCAGAUGGACGCCUUCAUGCGGCGCAAGUGCCAACUGUGCCGUCUGCGCAAGUGCAAGGAGGCGGGCAUGAGAGAGCAGUGCGUCUUAUCAGAAGAACAGAUACGGAAGAAGAAGAUCCGGAAACUGCAGCAGCAGCAGCAGCAGCAGCAGCAGCAAACAUCCCCUGUGGGGCCAGCAGGUGGCAGUAGCUCGGCUUCUGAACCUGGGGCCUCCCCUGGGGGACCGGAGGCAGGCAUCCAGGGCUCCGGGGAAGGAGAGGGUGUCCAGCUAACAGCGGCUCAGGAGCGGAUGAUCCAGCAGUUGGUGGCGGCCCAGUUGCAGUGUAACAAGCGCUCCUUCUCUGACCAGCCCAAGGUCACGCCCUGGCCCCUGGGGGCGGACCCUCAGUCCCGGGACGCCCGGCAGCAGCGCUUCGCCCACUUCACAGAGCUCGCCAUCAUCUCCGUCCAGGAGAUUGUGGACUUCGCCAAGCAGGUGCCUGGCUUUCUGCAGCUGGGCGGCGAGGACCAGAUAGCCCUCCUCAAGGCCUCCACCAUCGAGAUCAUGCUGCUGGAGACGGCCCGGCGCUACAACCAUGAGACGGAGUGCAUCACCUUCCUCAAGGACUUCACCUACAGUAAGGACGACUUCCAUCGUGCAGGCCUGCAGGUGGAGUUCAUUAACCCCAUCUUCGAGUUCUCACGGGCCAUGCGGCGGCUGGGCCUGGACGAUGCUGAGUACGCCCUCCUCAUCGCCAUCAACAUCUUCUCUGCCGACCGGCCCAACGUGCAGGAGCCCAAACGGGUGGAGGCGCUGCAGCAGCCGUACGUGGAAGCGCUGCUCUCCUACACACGCAUCAAGAGGCCCCAGGACCAGCUGCGCUUCCCGCGAAUGCUGAUGAAGCUGGUGAGCCUGCGCACACUGAGCUCCGUGCACUCAGAGCAAGUCUUCGCUCUGCGGCUCCAGGACAAGAAGCUGCCGCCCCUGCUGUCAGAGAUCUGGGACGUCCAUGAGUGA